UAUGACACGCGGUGGACUGUUGUGGACCAAAAUUGACAUUAAAAAUAUUACAUUGUUUGCCAGGUAGUUAUUUUUAAAAGAGUAAGUUUACUAUGUAUGCCUUAAUAAUAUAAUUCGCUGUUAUUUUAAAUAGCCGCUAAUGGCUACUGAAACCUAGCUGUGUGUGUCAAUCGGAGAUACCUGAAACAAGCUGGUGCUAUGGCAUUAGCUUGCUACUAGCUGGAAUAAAUGGGGAAUACAUUCAAACGAAGUGAAUGAUAUCCAGCUACCUAGCUAGCGGACAUCGCGAAUGGUAUCCAUAGAUGAAUCGCUGAAAAUGAACCUCAAAACGGAAUCAACACAGAUCAUGGAUAUUUUUGAAAAAGGAAAGGUUCUGAAAAUAUGCGCGCCGAUGGUCCGUUACUCAAAGUUGCCGUUCAGAUCUCUAGUGCGAAAAUAUGACUGCGACUUGUGCUUCACUCCGAUGGUAGUUGCAGCCGACUUCAUGCGAUCUGUCAAAGCCAGAGACAGCGAAUUUACAACCAACCAGGGGGACCGCCCACUGAUCAUGCAGUUUGCUGCCAGUGAUGGUCAGACCCUGGCUGAUGCAGCCCGUGUGGUUUGCCCCUUCACUGAUGGAGUAGAUCUGAACUGUGGCUGUCCCCAGAGAUGGGCAAUGGCGGAAGGAUAUGGUGCGUGUUUGAUUAACAAGCCUGAACUGGUCAGAGACAUGGUUCGACUGGUCAGAAACCAAGUGGACAACCCCAAUUACUCUGUGUCCAUCAAAAUAAGGAUCCACAAGGACCUGCGGCGCACGGUGGACCUGUGCCAGAAGGCGCAGGCGGCCGGGGUGUCCUGGGUCACUGUCCACGGCCGCACGGCGGAGGAGCGGCACCAGCCCGUGCACUACGACGCCAUCAGGACCAUCAAGGACAGCCUCGCCGUCCCCGUCAUCGCCAACGGCGACAUCAAGAGCCUCUCGGACGUGGAGUCUACCCAUCAGCUGACAGGGGUCGAUGGUACAUCCACAAAGAUGACUAUCCAGUGGACGGUAGUGGCAUUCUUUCUCUAUGUGGAGAUUGGUAUCAUCCUAAUCCUCACUUUGCCCUUCAUAUCUGCUCAGAGAUGGCAGAAGAUUUUUAAGUUCAGCAUAUGGGACAGACUUGCACCAUACUGGAACAAAGGCUUUUUGACAAUGAUAAUAAUUCUCAUUGUUCUUUUCAUUGACGCUAUGCGGGAAGUGCGGAAGUACUCAGCGGCGGAACCGCAGAAAGAGGCAAAGCUGCACCCCAACAUGUUCGACCACCUGCACAUGAAGCUGUUCCGCGCCCAGAGGAACCUCUACAUCUCCGGCUUCUCCCUCUUCCUCUGGCUUGUCAUGAGACGCAUCAUCACUCUGAUUAACCAGCUUGCCACCUCCGUUGGCACUGGGGCAGCCCUGCAGACUCAAGCCGAGAAUGCUAACCAGGCAGCCAAGAAGUACAUGGAGGAUAAUGAGCACCUAAAACAGGCAUUGGAAGUAGAGAAAGUAGAGAAGAAGAAUGCUGAGGGGAAGGAGGCUCUCCAGCUGGAAGUGCAGAUGCUGAAGCAGGAGCUGGAGAGCGCAGGGCAUGCUCUGAAGAAGUCUCGCGCUGAGGCAGAGGCGAUGAGGAGACAGGCACAGGGCCUGACUCAGGAAUACGACCGUCUGCUGAAGGAGCACCAGCAGCUACAGGAUCUCCAACAAGGAUCUGGAGACAAGAAGGAUCAAUAAGGCAGGGUGUGCUCUGCUGCUAGUUUACUGACUCCAGUGUACAGACAUAAGAGAACCACUACCUUUCCCUCUCAAAGCCCAACAGCACUUUUCUCUCUGUGUACUGACAAAACAAACAGAGCAGUCCUCUUUAGAAUCAGUGAACAUGGACAAAUUCAUACACAGGCACAUUGCACUCCUUUCUGGAAGAAACUGGAGAGGAAGAAAAAAAAUCUAGUUUCAAAACAGUUGGAUUCUGUUUUAGUUGAAAUUGAAAAAUGUCAAAAAAUUUGCAACUUAAUAUAAAAAUGCUCUUGACGACCUAGUCCAGACAGGGACGCUAUAUGACCUGCCAUGGACAAAUUAACUUGUUUAUGUAAUGCAACUCAUUUGAAAGAAUAGCAUCCAUCCUGGAAGAGUUUAUUUACAAGAUUUAUAUUCAUGUGGAGUGCUGUCAAAUGAAUGGAACAGAAAGUGUGAACUAUGUGAAAGUUGUGUGAAGAAAAGUGUUCAUAAAGUACCGUUCAGUGAAAAUAUCUCACAUAUUUUUUUAAGAAUGAGAAUUUCUAGCAAUGUCGUGCUGCUAAAUGUACAGUAUCUGCCACAUGGUGGCAUUGUGCACUCAGCUGAAACAAAUGACUGUAUUUUAUCUGUUAAGAAUUAAAGUUAUGUUCCUGGC
Messenger RNA from Conger conger (European conger), 2390 nucleotides. RefSeq names its product tRNA-dihydrouridine(20a/20b) synthase [NAD(P)+]-like. NCBI's taxonomy places the organism in Eukaryota, Metazoa, Chordata, Actinopteri, Anguilliformes, Congridae. Gene Ontology annotation, molecular function: flavin adenine dinucleotide binding; tRNA dihydrouridine synthase activity. The coding region runs from base 290 to 1732 and encodes 480 amino acids. The transcript has 13 exons. Gene Ontology annotation, biological process: tRNA processing. The record is from RefSeq and is a predicted model, not a curated record.